This is a messenger RNA of Periconia digitata, 6513 nucleotides long. The record is from the annotation of a GenBank genome assembly. Lineage: Eukaryota; Fungi; Ascomycota; Dothideomycetes; Pleosporales; Periconiaceae.
UCCACUCAUUCCCGCCAUGGAUCGUGUUUGCUGCUCCACCGUGCUUUGCUGUGCUCUGCUGCGCUGUACUGCGCACUCUUCAAUCUAGUAGCCAAGUACAUGUAUCUAGUAGCAAACCCUCUUUGCGUUCUCCCCAGUUAUUACCCUUACUUGCCCUUCUUUUUUCCUCUCUUUCAUCCUGCUACAGUAUUCUCUUGCAGUGCUGUUAAAUCCACGCGGGAUCGACAGUAAAGCUACUGCAGGUCAUCCAUCAUCAUGCUUUGAGUCUUGCGUACACGACUAGACAAAGCUUUGAUACUCGACCAGCAUUACCGCUGCCCGACCUCUGAACCUUGGCCUUUUGUGCCUUGGCCCAGAGCACUCUGUUGAUUAUCUACUCCAGCUCAUACUCGAUUCAUCCAUCUGUAUCCCUGUUUCCCGACUGAUAUCUUCGCGCACACUCGCUCUGUCUCUCUCUUUCUCGUUGACGAAUUAACGAACUAACGAUUGCGACGGGGGGACCACCUCCCUCUCAGCCCAUCCCAUCUCACCUCCACCAAAACAAAACAAAACAAACCACAAACACUCCUUCACCACCGCCACCACCACCCGCCCACUCACCCACUCUCGCUUUUUUCCCUUCUCUUUGUCCCCCCUACUGAUUCACCAGUCCGGCCCUGAUUCCUGCGCGCCUACCCGGCGGAUGCCCGCGUCGCCUCGAUAAGUCUCACUCCCGACGUUGCCCGCAACUCCCGCCAUGACGCAGCAGCGAUCGACAUCACCAAUCAGCCGCCCGCAACCACAACAUUCGUUCAAGUCAUGAAGGGAACCGACUUCGGCAAGGCUAUCGGCAUCGACCGUCCUGCCAACGUCAAAGACAAGAUCAGGAAAUGGCAGCAGGAGCUGGAUGCCGACCCCGAAUCCUCCUCGUCGUCCCCCGCCAAAACUCCGAUACCUACAGUUCCAGCUCCUGCUGCCGCAUCAACAUCACCACCACCACAAACAACACAAACAGUACAGACAACAGCAGUGAAGCCACCGCCCAAGACAACGAAUGCGCCGUCAACACCAAAAUCCGCCUCUCCAGCCCCAGCCCCCUCCACACCCGCGCCGUCCACCCCAAAACAAAAACCCGCCGCUGCGACUACCGACAACAACAAAACUCACCACAAUGCUGCCGCUAGCCCAUCCCAACCGCGAAGCGCAAAGAAGGCCCCGCUGCCCGCCAACAAACUCGACGAAGACGUCCACGUCGUCACCGCUCCCAAGAAACGUGUCGUCAGCGACUCCCACUGGCGCAAUAAGAAAUCCCCGCCCAAGAAUGCCUCCUCCCCAAAACCCAUCCCCACCGCCUGGGUCCGACCUGCUGUCCGACGCGCCCAGAACUCCGAUCCCAAGGACAAUGAUAAUGUUGCAGAGCCCGUAGAAGCCAAGUCACCAGCUGUACCCAAGCCCAAAGCGAUCCCAUCGCCCACCAAACGCGCAACCGGCCGAACGCGCAGUGAGCGAAAACGCCGCCCCUCGCGACCCAGAAGCUCGGGCGUAGACAGUGCCGACACGCGACCCCUCAGCCGUGGCUCUGCCAGCGGGAAAGAUACCAAAAGCGCGGACGAAGGCGGCGCCACCUCCCCCUCCUCUCUUUCGCUCCGCCCAGAGAAGGAAAAGGACAAAACAGAACUUGUGCGCAUGCGUCGGAGACGCGCCCAGACUUCCCCACGUGCCUCGCUCUCCACCGAAGAUGUCUCCCUCGUUCGCCCGUCCUCACUACAAAAGUCACGCACAUCGCUAAGUGAAGAUUCGGCUGCCAACCUGAUCACAGUCGAGUACGACGAGCCCAGCGUAGUGGACCUGCAAAAGAAGGAUGAAUCACGGAGAAGGCGGAGGAGGAGCAGGAGGCAUGGGUCUAGCGACCUUUCACACGAAAACUCGCGAGAUCCCUCACCAAAAGAAGAAAAGAGAUCUCCCAUUACCUCGAGUAAACGCAGGUCACGAACUUUGGUGGAGAAGGACCAGGACGCUCAUCUUCGAUCCCUCGAGCCUGUCAUCGCACCCGCGACCCCUCCCAAAAGCUUGGGCAGCCGGUUGGAAGCAUGGCUACAGACCACCCCGGAUCCUAUAACUGCAUCAAGUUCCAAUCGGAGGCGCAAAUCAAAGGAGUCUGUUUCGACACUCGAAUUGCAGGCUGAAAAAGAACGCUCAGAAAUAAGCACCCCCAACGACUCCAAGGAAAAAUUGGCGGAUGAUACCCCAGAGCGCACCAGUGAUAGCAAACGGCGGCGCAAAAGACGCAGCCCUCCUACGUCCAGCGUAGCUUCUCCAACACUGGACUUGGACAAUGUGCCAGCCCUUGCGACUCCCACGAGAUCGGCCCAUGAUACUUCUUCUCCCACAGACAACUUGUCCCCCACCCCGACUUUGAAGCGCCGCGGUGCUAAGCGCACCCAGCACUCGCCCACCAAGGACCGUUCCAUGUCGCUUCCUUCCCGUCAUGGAUCAGAAAAAGACAGCGACGUAUCGUCCUCCCUGCUGACAUCAACGGUCGACUCCAGUGCCUCGUCGGAGGUCGACAAAGGUCAGCUCAUGUCUCCGUUCGAAAGCCCAACCAUGCGCCGCAUGUUCCCAUCCACUGGCAGACAGCUCUCCACAAUUGUUUCCGUCGAGACUUCCGCCAGAGCUCAUCCCGUGGCUCCUUCAGAAGCCACUAUUUCAGAGGCCGGGGAAACCGUGGUGGAAGAUGACGCGAAAACGCCCAAAGCUUCGCAAAUCGGAUCUAAGCUCGAGACUUCCACUAUUGUCAGCCGUAGGAGCACGAGAAGACGGCUCGCCAGCCACGCCGACUUGAUUUCUGUACUAUCUAUGUCCAAGGCAGGUUCCAAAAGCAUUGUUUCCGCGCGGAGCAUACGAACAAACAGAAGCCGCCUGGCCACUGCCACCAUGGGCGAUAUUAUGAAAGAGCUUGCUUCGGACGAGUCCAAAUACAUGCGUGAGCUCCGCACCCUAGUAGACGGUGUAAUUCCCGUACUCUUGAGCUGCGUUUUAUCCAAAACCGACUCCGCCGUCGCCAUUGGCCUAUUCAGCCCCUCUGCCGGAUCCGACCCAUCGCACGUCACGAAACCCAUAGUUGACAUGGGCGUCUCUCUUGAGCGCCUCAAAACCCUACACAAACGUAUCCCCAAGGACGACCCAGAUGCUCUCCUUUCUUGGGCCCAGAGCGCACAACGUGUGUACUCCGAUUACAUCAAGUCUUGGCGGCUAGGAUUUCAAGAUGUGGUUGUCAGCCUUGCUUCUGCCGAUGAAGAUCCGUUCACCCAAGCCAAGGUCGUGAAUGGACCAGAGGACGGUUCGCCGUGGGAUGAGGGGUUGCCCCGUAAUGCGGAGGGGUAUGUAGUUAAUGGCGAUGGGGAACGUGUGGAUGUUGCAUACAUGUUGAAGCGGCCGCUGGUGCGCUUAAAGUAUCUGGCGAAAUCGCUCAAGGGAAUCCAACAUAUCAAGCCCUCCGACCGAGCUGCACAAAUGUCGACAGCCUUCCAAGAGCUUGUCACCUUCGCUAGGAAACGAUCCAACGACGAGCACGCCAGGCUCGAAGACGAGGCCGCUGCGAAGAUUGACCCCACUCGUGCUCGCGAUCCCAGGAGCUUGGCUCCUUUGGCUGGCGUUCGCAUUGAUCCGACUCGUUGCGUGCGAGCCAGAGAUCAUUUCGACCUGCAUCUCUACCAUUCCAGCGGGCAGGAACUCAAUUGCGGCGUCGAGUUACUGCUCCGCGAUAACCCUGCCGGUGGCAGCUCCAGUGGUGAUCUCUUGAUUUGCGAAGUCGACAAGUCGGGACGUUGGCUUCUUCUUCCCCCGAUUCAGCAAAGUCGCAUUUCAGCCCGCAACGGAGACCACAAGGGCGAAAUCAUUGUCAUGAUCCGCGGAAACCACGGCGACGGCAGCGAAUGGUCUGAAGUCAUGUCCCUGACCAUUGACGACGAGCAGGCCGGCUUCGACUGGGUGCACAUGUUCGGCCUCAACCCGAUCCCGCCGCACAUCACCGACCUCAAACGCGAGUUGACGUUGAAGAGAGAGGCGCCACACAGACCCUCUUCCAGCAGUAUCGUCUCCUCGGCUGCCACCGGCUCCACUCCUCCGCGCAAGAGCCGCACCCCGAGUCCGCAUCAAGUGGAAAUUCCCAUUGGUGAGCAGGCCAACGUGUCGUCGUCCAAACGGUGGAGUUUUGAGCACUCGAGCCGCAGUGUGUCACCUGUGACGCCUCCCAGCACCGAGCCUUCCCAGGUUGGACGGCCAUCAUCUCCACCGUCUCCACUCGAUGCUUCUCAACGAUUUACAGAUGGGAAGACAGUUUCCCCACGAUCAAAGGGCCACUCUGAAGAUGACCUUCAGCGCACUCCACGCAGCCUCAAUGAAGCUAUGCAACAAUCUGGCUCUGGUUCCCCAAUCGCUUUGAAGAGAACGCGCGCGAGGCGUAUGUCGAGAAAUGCCCCCUCCCCAACAGGAUCACGCCCAUCGAGGCAGAUCGUGCUCGACGAUCCCAUUGAGGAAGAAUAUAAACCGCCCAGAAAACAGUCUCAGCGUCUACGGAAAAACCGGCCGCAAUCUGUGGGCUCCAUCACCUCGUCUUCGUUGACGCAGUCCAGUAAGGGAUACAGCGUGUGGCUGCCCAACUCCUCGGAAGCAGAGUACUCGGAUGAGUCCUCUGAGGGAGACCUCUCCACCGAGGACGACUACGAACCGCCUUCCAGGCCGCAGGCACAUCGCCGAGCAUCGUCUGUCCCGACCAUGGAAAUGCCCACCAUCCCCAGACAGCGCAAAUCAAGUCAGCCGACUACACCUGCCAAAACACAAGAGCCUGUGGACGCACCUGAGCCUCCAGCCUCGGCCCCACCAAGAUUCGCUGAACGCCGCAUUGGGCCUAUUCAGGAGGAUGGUGUCGCUGAAGACGACGACGACGACGUGCCUCCCCCGGUUCCUGAGCACCGAUCACCCAGCCCUGCCACGCCAGUCACUCUGAAAGGUUCGAAAACACCCGUUCUCACCUCUGGGUUGAAAGGCAAGAGACGCUCCUCGUCACCUCUCAAACACGAGUACGAGCCUUCUACCUGCUCCGAGUCAUCCAGCGAAAGCGAGCUGGAGAUUUCGGAAGACGAAUCACUUACUUCUGAUUCAUCUGAAGAUGAGCUCGAAGACGAUGUUCCUACCCCGCUAAUGCCUCUUGGGCAGCUCAGAUCACUGCCAAAGGUGUCUCCCCCCGGUUCCAUCUACACAUUACCAACCGGCAACGGCUCUAUAACUCCGUCCCAGUCAGCUUCAAACACACCUUACCGGGCCGUACCCAAGAAUACGAAGAAGGCAUCGCAAGCUAUUGCAUCUAUUAUGGCGUGGUCUGACGAUGCUGGCCAAUGGAAAAGUCUACAUCCCGGCGAGUGCAACAUCGUUGUCACGCCUGGGAAGAUACAAAUGUUCGAAAUGAGCACAUCCACACCAAAACUGCUCAUGACGGAUGGUGACGAGAUUAUCCCUCCCGAUGGGCGAGCUCCCCUUAUUGCGGUUGAGCUUACGCCCCUCGUGCCUCUCCGCAAGUCCACCGGCCUUGAUAUCGAGAUUCGUUCCCCGCCUACAUCCGAGUCACGUAUCAAGACAGGCAACUACACCAUGCUGCGAAGCCGCACGGCCACCGAAUGCGACCAACUGUAUGCCAUGAUCAAUCACUCGCGCAUCAACAAUCCCACAUACAUUGCCCUACAAAAUGCACGAGGACCGUAUGGACAGAGUAGCUGGGCGGAGGCCAUGGAUAGACAAAACGCGGCACGCACCAGCGGUGGUGGCUCUUCGGGAUGGUUUGGCGGGACACUAGGACGACGCAGUUCGUACCGUAAGACCAGCACGCGCGCAGCCUCCAUUUCCGCCGCGACCGAAUCAUCAGUCGGCACCAUGAACACGGCGCUGCGCAGCGCUCUAGGCCGCUUCAGUUUCGCCAAACACGGGCGCUUCAACAUCCGCGACUCGACCCUUGGGUCUCGCAGCGCCGCCAACAGUUUCGACACAGGCUCUAGCGGAUCGGGCUCCGGCACCAGCACACCUCUCAACGUCGCCUCGGCUGGCAUCACAAACUCCAAAUGCCGCCUCUACGAGCGCGAAACCCUCAAGAAAUGGCGCGACAUGGGCGCUGCGCGCCUCACUAUCCUCCUCCCCGACACCACCCCCAACGCCGGUGGUAUAGUAUCCGCGACCCGCAACGGCAAAGGAAGUCCCGGCGCUCGCGACCCCACGCAAGAAAAACGCAUCCUCAUCACGUCCAAAUCCACGAACGAAACCUUGCUCGAUGUCACGCUUAGCGAAUCGUGCUUUGAGCGUGUGGCUAGACUCGGCAUUGCCAUCAGCGUUUGGGAGGAUCUGGUUGAUGAGGAAGGUGUCGCUGGAAGGGCGGCUAGAACCGGUGGGAUCAGCAGUGCGAGGGCGAGGGUGUUUAUGGUGCAGCUCAAGAGCGAGAGGGAGUGUGCUUGGUGUUUUGGGCUGUUGGGGAAGAUGAGGUAUUGA